CCUAAUUCUAAAAAUGGAUGUUUCUGCAAACCUGAAGUACUUGCUGACAAAGCUAUCUUUGUUCAGUAACAUUAUGCCUUAUUUGGGCUAUUACGACCAAGUCUGUAUUAUCUACAUCAGGCUUUGUAAAGAGACCAAAGCUGUAUAUGAAGAAAAUAAGAAUUUGAUUCUUCAAGACCAGAAGAGGAUCCAUCCGUAUUUUACAAAGGAACUUCUUGAUAAUGAAAGAGAUCCCCGCUCAGAGAAGAUUUUGAUUAAAGAUUUUCCUUAUAGUUCUGAGAGAUGCCCUCUAUUUCGUGAACAAUUUUUAUGCCCACCAAUCGUUUUAUCAGAAAAUGAUACUAAAACUUGAAUGAAGAUAGGAGAUCUAGAUCCAAAGGUCACAAAUUUUACGAAUAUUAGGUUUGAUCACUUGGCAAACUACCCAAUUGAGGAGAACAUUCAGUUAUUGAAGAAGAAUCCCAAAGUCAAAGAUGACCAUUUUAAGAUAUCAGUUAAUGCAAAGUUAGAUAAUUAUGUCACCCUUACAAGAGGAAUUGCUCAGUGUGAAAAGAUCACUUUUGAUUACUACCAGAACCCUGAUUCCAUGGAUAUGAUCUUAGACAAGCUUGAAGAAGCAGCUAAGCCUAUCAGACAUCUCUCCAUUCCUGGUGAAUGUAUGGCUGAGGAGUAUAAAUGCACUGAUAUGUUGAAAGAUUCUGUCAAAGAACUCACUUUGAAGUAUACUCUCAUGGAUAUUAGAAAUUCGUUCAGAAAGGAAUAUGAAAGAGCUGUCAGCCUCUUCUCUAGAGUAGAGAAAGUUACUAUAUUCCUUGGCAGAGGAACAAUUACUAAUCUUAUGUGCAUCCUAAGACAAGAAGAAGAGAAGAACAAGAAAGUCACAAUAGUGAAUGCCGAUGGAAGGUUGAUCAGCCAAGUGUUUCAUUUCCAGCAAUCAGAGUAUCAGAAUGAUGCAGUAGAAGUCAAGUUCAGAGCUUCUCUGCAUGGAGUAAUAUGCAGGCCACAUACUGAUAGGAUUCAUCUUAUUCAUGAAAAGAAGCCAAUCGAUUUGGAUACUAAAAACCAAGACCAUAAUGAAUGAUAUGACAUAGAGUGCAGAUUAAACUUCCUCCCUCAGAUCGUGACUACAAGCAAAGGGACCUAUUUAGAAGUAAAGGAUGGCGUUGAGAAGAAAAUUGGAGGAUCAAUAACUCUAAUUACUUUUACAGCAGAAGAUCUCCAGGCAAAUGGCUUUGAAUCUUCUGAAAUUGCUGAAGGUUAUAUUUAUAUCCCUGUUGAAAAUGUAAAGAAGAUUUCAGUGACACCUCUUACUCAUGAUAAAGAAAAAUCUUCAAUGAUAGAGGAUUACGAUAUUCUUAUUAAAAAUUUGAAGGAUUGUGAAAUCAAUCUUACAGUGAUGAAUCCCUCUUGAGAUAGCUCAGUUUUAGAGAAUCUCUCGCUCUUAUCAAGUCAUAAAUUUGCUACCUUUAAUUUAGACCUGAGAUAUUCAAACGAGGCCUUGUUUGAGGAAAUUCUGAAGUAUAUUAAAGAAAGUGAUAUCCCAAAAAGAUUGAUGCUGCAUGUUUUCACUCAAAGAGAGUUGACUCGUGUUUUGGAAACAAUCUCUGCACUUUCAGUCAAGCCUGAAUUUAUUCAAAUUACGAUACACUGAGAAGCUAUUACAAAAAUCCCAAUCUUUGAGUUCCAGAUGGCCAAUCCAUUUAUUGAUUUGGUAAUCAAGUUCUUCACUUUGAGAGAGAAAACAAUCACUGGUAGACAGUUGCUUAAGAAAUUUUUGAAGAAGUAA
Molecule: messenger RNA, 1786 nt
Organism: Moneuplotes crassus
Lineage: Eukaryota; Ciliophora; Spirotrichea; Euplotida; Euplotidae
Source: the annotation of a GenBank genome assembly